CCGCAGAGCCGGAGCCAGCCGGGGACUGGAGACGAGGCAGCGGCAGUCGAGCCCCAGAUGCUGACGCCCCGGUGAGCAGCAAGAGGGACAGCACAGAGCCCAUGUAAGAGUGCAGCAUCCCGGGGGCUGUCGUGGUGUGGGGACUCAGUGGGGGACUAGAGGAGGUGAGGACCUGGCUGGGCAUCUCUGAGCAGGACCCAAACAAGCUGGAGCUGAGGAUGCCAGAGCCAGCAGCGCUCAGCGGGGACAAGAAAGUGGUGGAGAAGAAGCGGGCGGAGGCAGUGGGAGCCAAAGGGAGCACGGCCGGGGCUGCAGUCCCCAAGAGCCUCCCCGUGCAGAAGAAGGUGGAGCCCUCCAGCCUGGACCCUGCAGAGGAGCCUCUCCUCUGGGAAGGGCUCACCCUCAACAAGUGCAUCCUGGUGGCCUCCAUCGUUGCCCUGCUCAGUGUCACUUUCCAGGUGCUCCAAGCACCAUGCUCCAAGGAGGGAGUCAGCCGUGGCAGGCAGGAGCCUCCACCACCUCCCAUUCACGAGGUGGUCAGUACCAAGGAGGAGGUCCCAGAAGUGGUGACAGCUCAGCCAGCGCAGCCCAAGAGCACCAUGGUCAAGGACGAUGGUGGUAACCAUGGUGAUGACAAAAGUGAUGACAACGAGUAUGGCAAUGGUGAUGACGACAGUGAUGAUGACAGAACUGCUGACAGCAACCUGGGAGAGCCCUGGAUCUUCAAGAAGUGGUUCGGCCGCUCAGUCCCAGAGGAUAAGGAUGAAGAGAAAGGGGAUGAGAAGGAAGGAGAUGAAGAGGACAGGGAUAAAAAUGGAGGAGAUGAAGAGGACAAGGUUGAGAAGGAAGGAGAUGAAGAGGACAAGGAUGAGAAGGAAGAAGAUGAAGAGGACAAGGAUGAGAAGGGAGGAGAUGAAGAGGUUGGGGAUGAGAAGGAAGGAGACGAAGAGGACACAGAUGAAAAGGGAGGAGAUGAAGAGGUUGGGGAUGAGAAGGAAGGAGACGAAGAGGACACAGAUGAAAAGGGAGGAGAUGAAGAGGAUGGGGAUGAGGAGGGAGGAGAUGAAGAAGUUGGGGAUGAGAAGGGAGGAGAUGAAGAGGAUCAGGAUGAGAAGGGAGGAGAUGAAGAGGACACAGAUGAAAAGGAAGGAGAUGAAAAGGAAGGAGAUGAAGAGGAUGGGGAUGAGGAGGGAGGAGAUGAAGAGGACACAGAGGAGAAGGAAGGAGAUGAAGAGGAUGGGGAUGAGAAAGAACAGGAUGAAGAGCUCAUAGAUGUCCCUGAGGUGCCACUAGCAGCAUCAGAGGUGAAGAAGAGCUGGGAGAAGAAGCCAGAGAAGAAGCUGGAGAAGAAGGAGAAGAAGCCAGAGAGGAAGGAGGAGAAGAAAAGGAAGAAGGAGGAGAAGUUCCGGGAGGGCUGUGCCACCCAGAUGGAGCGGAGCAGCCGGAGGGAAGCGAGAGCCAAGGACAGGGCACAGCGGGACAAACCCAGCAGAGCCUCCAGAGCACUCCGGGAGCUGGAGCAGCCCCAGAAGAAGCGGGGCUGGGAGAGGAAGGAGAGACGGAGGGAGAGGGAUGAGCCCAGGAGGGAGGGGUGGAAGGGCCGUGACAGUGCCCGGCAGAGCCCGAAGCGGGACUGGCGUCAGAAGGGCAGAAGGCCCUGGGAGCAGGAUGGCACCGCCAGGCACAGGGAGGGCAAGAAACGUGACUGAGGCCGGGGCCACUGAGGGGCUCGAUGAUGCUGAAUCCAGGGGGGUCCAACCCCACCACCCCCAGCAUGGACACUCUGCCAUCCCCAGAGACAUCCCCGGGGCUGGUGCCACGGGCAGGGUGGGCAGCGCUCCGGGAUCUCAGAACAGCAGUGGAGAAGCCCAGGAGCCUGGCACCAGCCUCCUGGGGACUUUGGGGCCCCCUGGAUUAGAAGCACAAAGGCGACCUGAAAGGACCAGGGGAAGGAGCUUCUCUUCAUCUGGGCUUUGCACUAGUUCUCUGUUCCCCACCCCAGAAAUUUUUCUCAUGGUUCAUUUUCAUUUGUGGCCACCAAGGUGUCGAAGCGGCACAGAGGGCACAGGGGUCCCAGUGAAGAGAGUUUGUCUCCAGACUGUGAAGCUUUUGAGUUCAGUGACUGGUUUUAUUUAAAGUAAAGCAAGAGAAAAAAGUGUAUUUUGGAUUAACAAAGCCAGGCUGCUGUCAUCCUCAGAGGGACAUCAGGGGAGUGACCACCCCAACCUCACCGGGCCCUGGUGCUGUGGCUGCAGGGUGGUGUGAAGCUUGCUGGUGACAGGAGAGGGCUGGAGAGCCCAUCACCCAGGGGUCCCUUCAGGCCUUGCCUUCACAGAGUCGCUUUUAGGAACGAAACCCAAGUGCACUAUCACACAGCUCUAUAGCAACUGCAGGAGACGUUCACAGCCCCAGCCCACGGCAGGUUUCAGUAUUUGCUAAAUCGAUAGAGGUUCAAAUAAACUAUUUUCAUUUUUAA
Molecule: messenger RNA, 2476 nt
Organism: Calypte anna (Anna's hummingbird)
Lineage: Eukaryota; Metazoa; Chordata; Aves; Apodiformes; Trochilidae
Product: acidic repeat-containing protein
Exons: 7
Coding region: 219-1709 (496 amino acids)
Source: RefSeq, a predicted model, not a curated record